GCCGCUUGAGUCUGCUGCGCAUGCGCAGGCGUAUCUGCGCUGGAGUCUUCAUCUUUGCCACCGCUGCUGCCGCCUUCCUGGGAUUUGAGUCUCGAGCUUUCUUCGUUCGCUCGCCGGCGGGUUCGCGCCCUUCUCGCGCCCCAGGGCUGAGAGGCUGGGAAGGGGUUGGAGGGGGCUGUUGAUCGCCGCGUUUAAGUUGCGCUCGGGGCGGCCAUGUCGGCCGGCGAGGUCGAGCGCCUAGUGUCGGAGCUGAGCGGCGGGACCGGAGGGGAUGAGGAGGAAGAGUGGCUCUAUGGCGGCCCAUGGGACGUGCAUGUGCACAGUGAUUUGACAAAGGACCUAGAUGAAAAUGAAGUUGAAAGGCCAGAGGAAGAAAAUGCCAGUGCUAAUCCUCCAUCUGGAAUUGAAGAUGAAACUGCCGAAAAUGGGGUACCAAAACCGAAAGUGACUGAGACUGAAGAUGAUAGUGAUAGUGACAGCGAUGAUGAUGAAGAUGAUGUUCAUGUCACUAUAGGAGACAUUAAAACGGGAGCACCACAGUAUGGGAGUUAUGGUACAGCACCUGUAAAUCUUAACAUCAAGACAGGAGGAAGAGUUUAUGGAACUACAGGAACAAAAGUCAAAGGAGUAGACCUUGAUGCACCUGGAAGCAUUAAUGGAGUUCCACUCUUAGAGGUAGAUUUGGAUUCUUUUGAAGAUAAACCAUGGCGUAAACCUGGUGCUGAUCUUUCUGAUUAUUUUAAUUAUGGGUUUAAUGAAGAUACCUGGAAAGCUUACUGUGAAAAACAAAAGAGGAUACGAAUGGGACUUGAAGUUAUACCAGUAACUUCUACUACAAAUAAAAUUACGGCCGAAGACUGUACUAUGGAAGUUACACCAGGUGCAGAGAUCCAAGAUGGCAGAUUCAAUCUUUUUAAGGUACAGCAGGGAAGAACUGGAAAUUCAGAGAAAGAAACAGCCCUUCCAUCUACAAAAGCUGAGUUUACUUCUCCUCCUUCUUUAUUCAAGACUGGGCUCCCACCAAGCAGAAACAGCACCUCUUCUCAGUCUCAGACAAGUACUGCCUCCAGAAAAGCCAAUUCAAGCGUUGGGAAGUGGCAGGAUCGAUAUGGGAGGGCCGAAUCACCUGAUCUAAGGAGAUUACCUGGGGCAAUUGAUGUUAUUGGUCAGACUAUAACUAUCAGCCGAGUAGAAGGAAGGCGACGGGCAAAUGAGAACAGCAACAUACAGGUCCUUUCUGAAAGAUCUGCUACUGAAGUAGACAACAAUUUCAGCAAACCACCUCCGUUUUUCCCUCCAGGAGCUCCUCCCACUCACCUUCCACCUCCUCCAUUCCUUCCACCUCCUCCGACUGUCAGCACUGCUCCACCUCUGAUUCCACCACCGGGUAUUCCAAUAACUGUACCACCUCCAGGUUUUCCUCCUCCACCAGGAGCUCCACCUCCAUCUCUUAUACCAACAAUAGAAAGUGGACAUUCCUCUGGUUAUGAUAGUCGUUCUGCACGUGCAUUUCCCUAUGGCAAUGUUGCCUUUCCCCAUCUUCCUGGUUCUGCGCCUUCAUGGCCUAGUCUUGUGGACACCAGCAAGCAGUGGGACUAUUAUGCCAGAAGAGAAAAAGACCGAGAUAGAGAGAGAGACAGAGACAGAGAGCGAGACCGUGAUCGGGACAGAGAAAGAGAACGCACCAGAGAGAGAGAGAGGGAGCGUGAUCACAGUCCUACACCAAGUGUUUUCAACAGCGAUGAAGAACGAUACAGAUACAGGGAAUAUGCAGAAAGAGGUUAUGAGCGUCACAGAGCAAGUCGAGAGAAAGAAGAACGACAUAGAGAAAGACGACACAGGGAAAAAGAGGAAACCAGACAUAAGUCGUCUCGAAGUAAUAGUAGACGUCGCCAUGAAAGUGAAGAAGGAGAUAGUCACAGGAGACACAAACACAAAAAAUCUAAAAGAAGCAAAGAAGGAAAAGAAGCGGGCAGUGAGCCUGCCCCUGAACAGGAGAGCACCGAAGCUACACCUGCAGAAUAGGCAUGGUUUUGGCCUUUUGUGUAUAUUAGUACCAGAAGUAGAUACUAUAAAUCUUGUUAUUUUUCUGGAUAAUGUUUAAGAAAUUUACCUUAAAUCUUGUUCUGUUUGUUAGUAUGAAAAGUUAACUUUUUUCCCAAAAUAAAAGAGUGAAUUUUUCAUGUUAAGUUAAAAAUCUUUGUCUUGUAAUAUUUCAAAAAUAAAGACAGCAAUGACUUUAUAUCCAAGAAAGGAAUGUGAAUGAGUCACUUAACAGGGACUCUUAAAGAGCUGUAUUAGCUGUGUACAUAAACAAAUUAUCUGAGAAAAGGUCAAGGUUCCACUUGGGCCACAGUUUUGUUAAUCAAACAAACAAAACACCAGUCUCGUAAGAGGCUGCACCACAAAAGGCAACAAAGGGCCCCUCUAAGGCUUGAGACUAAAACUAGUCUUGAUCAUUACUGCUGUGACACUCUUGCUGAGUAUAUUAAGAGACUCAUACAUUUUUGAUAUCACAACUUUUUGAUAGCAUUUGGGUUCCUGGUGAAACCAAAUGGGGUACACUUUCAUAUCCUAAUUAAUAAAACCUAUAAGGCAUUUGGGUGGGCUCUAUGAAAUAAAUUACCCUUAGUGUAGUUUUUAGGAGGCACGUGUACAAACACUCUUCAUGUGGCACAAAUUUAAAUAGCCUCAUGACCAUGUCUGUCUAUGAGCCAGGGUCAAGCUGGUUUGGCCUUGAUGCAUUUCCCAAGGCCCACUGGUGGAGCAGCGCAAGUUUUUAUACAGUCGCUACCGAUUGUGGAAAAAAGAGCUUUAGCCAUUUCUUACUAAAACAAAACAAGUUUAUAAUUCUGUGAGCAUUUUUAGGGAUAACCCUAGAAGACAUGUGUCAGUGAUGGUAACAAAUAACAUGGUAUUUGAAAGGAUAAAUUACUAGGAUCUUUUAAAUGGUGGUAAUACAAGUAACCUUAAUUAGUAUCGCAUACUAAAAGACAACUAUAAUUUCUGAAAAAUAUUUAUUUAUUGUUUGAUGAAAGCAUUGUUUCUCAGCAAUGCAUUUAAAAAAGUCUUUUAGCUGUAAAUUAAAAAUGGUCAUAAUGUACCCUUGGCAGACUUCAGCAUAUACCAAAUUUUAAAUUUAAAUCAACUUGAAUUCAGUGGGGUAUACAAAUCAUUUUAGCUGUUUAGGGCUUUUUACUAAAUAGAAAAAAUAUAAACAAAGUUGUAGAGUAAUGAGAAAUCCUCCACACUGAAAAAAAACUAGUAGUUUUAAUUUUUUUGGAAUCAUAUUUUCUGAGGUGUAACUGACUUUCAUUAGAUACUUUUCCUGACAUUUUAACAGUGUAUUUACAUAUCAAAACUGACAAGAUAAAUACAGUGUUUCAACUUUUAGCCUAUUUGUGAUUUUUCUGUUUUUUCUCUGACCCAUCAUUGAUUCUAUAAAAAAGUGCCAGGCCAAGAAACAAUAGUUAGAGUAAUUCUUCCUUUAAGUUCUUUCAGCAGUCUUGCCAAGCAAGCAUGUAUCAUUCCUGAUGUACUUCUACCAUUGACAGCAAGAAGAAUAUCACCACAUCUAAAAAAAAAAACAAGAUAUGAUUAGUAUUUUAAUUCAUUGAAGUUAAUGCAAGUUUAUCUUAGUGGUCCUAAUUUUUGCUGCAUCUGACCAUUUUUAAUUAUGUUACUUUUAAUUUAGAUAUUUCUUGCCUCUUAUUUACAUUCUCCAAACUCACUAUCCACCCAGCUUGUGUUAGAAGGAAUGCUAAAAGUAUGGGGAGUUUUAGUAUGGGACUAAGAAUAUGUGUAAUUAUUUUGGAUUUCUCAGAAGUUGAAUGCUACGUAAAUACUUUAACUCCCCACAAAGUACAAUGAAUACAUGCCUUAUCUCAAAUGAGGCCAAGCGUUGGCAUUUAUUAAACAACAUUUAAUACAAGUUUUUUUGGUGAGUCAUUAUUACCUGAUUCUUCCAUCAUUGUAUGCCGGUGUUCCUUCAACAAUGGAUUUGAUGAAAAAAGGUUUGUUUCCAUUGUAUUCUUCAUAACCUCCUACAAUGCAGAAGCCCAGACUUCCAGCUGUGUUUCUUCGUAAUAUAAUGUCUUUACAGUUAUACAAGCACCUGAAAUAGAAUGCAGUCAGUGUACAUGCAUAUUUAAGUGUUACAGUUAAGGGAAUACUUACUGUGAUUCAUCCCCCAUUCCUUUUGUUGGCAUUUUUAAUGGCUAAGUAGCACUGCGUAGGUCCCACUCAAAAUUGUAUCGUACCUUGGUGACCUUUGUGCUGUUAGCUGGCUUUUUGUAAUUGAACCUCUGUUUUCCAUAAUUUUGAAUAUCCUAAAAAUCUGACACCCCUAUUGUAUUCUGUUAUAUACAUCCACUGGGAACGAUAAUCAUAUUUUUAACUUAAAGAAGACAAUGCUUGAAUUUGUAUUAGCAAAAAGUUGGAUAAACCUAAAUCCUUAUUGGUGAACAAACAUGGAUGUCAUAUUUUUAUUUACUUGAUAUAAUUUUUAAUGAAGGCAAAAAUCCUUUGAAUAAUCUCAGUGAAAGCAAUUUAAACCUAAUCCUAAUAAAUGAAUUUGUAUACUUCUUUUGACCUUGGAAAAAUACCACUUUACACCCAAUUCUACAUGUUUGGCAAGUCAUAGAGAAGCAUGCAGGCAUAAAGUGAAUGGAAACAGAUACAUUUAAAGAUUAUAAGAACAAUUCAUAUAGGAGGAAAAACAAACUGCAGGAAACUGGAUAGGAAGUUAUAAAAGGAAUGGGAGAAGGAAAGGCCCAGCUCUUCUGUAAAUCAGAAUCCUCAACUAAAAUAGCAAAUGAGAUUGAAGAAAUUUUUAUUCACUGGCCCCUAAUGGAUCAGUGUUCAUAUAGGUACAGGCCAAGUGUUAACUAUGUUACAGUUGCCAUAGAAGUGUGUGUCAGGAGUUGAAUUUUACUCUAUAUGACUACAUUGUUCACUACAUUUGUAGCUGUAGUCCAGGAAUUGUUUUGAAAGGAAAUUGGCCUUUUCAUGUUGCCAAAAAUCAAGAUAUGGCUAUUUUGUUUAUAUACCAUACCUUAAAAAUAUUACUUUUUAGAACCAAUAAAAAGUCUUGUGAAAUGUUAA
Messenger RNA from Piliocolobus tephrosceles (Ugandan red Colobus), 5103 nucleotides. It is a transcript of the gene FIP1L1, whose product is annotated as factor interacting with PAPOLA and CPSF1. The record is from RefSeq and is a predicted model, not a curated record. Bases 214 to 2025 code for a protein of 603 amino acids. The transcript is spliced from 19 exons. NCBI's taxonomy places the organism in Eukaryota, Metazoa, Chordata, Mammalia, Primates, Cercopithecidae. Gene Ontology annotation, cellular component: mRNA cleavage and polyadenylation specificity factor complex.